AUGGCGAAGGGGAGCGCAGGCGAUGCACCCAACACAAGAGACACAUCUUUCAAGCGCCCGAAGAUCAGGGAAUCGUGCACUCACUGCUCUAGCCAGAAGAUCCGCUGCACCAAAGAACGCCCCGCUUGUGCCCGUUGCGUCAAUAAAGGACUCCUAUGUCAGUACAACAUCUCGCGGCGUACCGGCACCAGGCGUCAUUCUGUUCGAGCAACGCCUGAGCCUGAAACAACAAUAUCCAAUGCUCCUACCUCCAGCGUUGCCCCGGACUCUGUUAAGAUCGAUGGCAAGCGGUCGCCCGCCAUGAGCGACUUUGCAUUGCUAGAUGGUUUGGAGACAUUCGACAAUAGCCUGUGGCACCAGCCCAUCACGACAGACAUCCAGGAUAUAGACAUGCAGUACUUCGACUUUUUUGACCCGGGUGGCUACCAAGCUGAGCCGGAACCCAUUAAUUCAUUCGACAUAGACAGCACGCUUUUGUGUGGGACAUCGACAGCAGGUUAUCUUCCAGAGCUGGACGCAGAAGCGUCAACACGGCCUUCAUCGUCAUCAUCGCCUCCUAGUCAACGGAGCGAUGGCGGCAGGGCGACGACACAUGGUGGUGGUGGAUGCAUAAGUACGGCGCUCCAGAUCUUCUCCGAACUUCAUGUAUCAAGUUCAGCGUGCCCCAUAGCCGCGGGCGCACCAUCCCACAACAUUCGCGAGUUCGACCAUGUGCUGGACAGCAAUCGCGCAGCCUUGGAAAAACUGUCCAGCAUUCUCGACUGCCCGCCGUGCUGCCAUGAUCAAGAGGUUCUCACGGCCUUGUUCCUGGCGGUCCAAAAAGCGCUGUCGUGGUACUCGGCAGCCUUGGAUGUGGCGGGCGACGGCGAGCCCACCAGCCCGUCCUCGCGGGUGAAGAGCCCGCCGGCAUUCCUGGGCAGCUACGCGCUUGGAGCCCAGGCGCAGACGCUGGCACGCGCGUAUGUGGUGAUGGCACAGUUGCAACAGCACUUCCAGCCGCUUCUGGCAAAGCUGCAGCGAAUAUCGUCCCUGUCGGCGCUGGGGGCGCGCUCGUCGUCGACGACCUCGCUGAGCUCCGUCUCGUCGCUGCAGUCAUCCACGUCCGGAUCGGCGGUGAUUGAGUGCCAAAAGCGCGCGCUGCAGGAGGCGCUGGAGGAUGUUGUGGCCAAGAUUGAGGGCAUCAAGCGCGGGUGA
Cercospora beticola is the source of this 1194-nucleotide messenger RNA. RefSeq names its product Zn(II)2Cys6 transcription factor (gene CTB8). The record is from RefSeq and is a predicted model, not a curated record. Gene Ontology annotation, molecular function: DNA-binding transcription factor activity, RNA polymerase II-specific; zinc ion binding; RNA polymerase II cis-regulatory region sequence-specific DNA binding. Gene Ontology annotation, biological process: aflatoxin biosynthetic process; positive regulation of transcription by RNA polymerase II. Lineage: Eukaryota; Fungi; Ascomycota; Dothideomycetes; Mycosphaerellales; Mycosphaerellaceae. Gene Ontology annotation, cellular component: nucleus.